AUGUCUCGGCGCCUCGAACGGCUCUCGGAGGCAACUCAGACGCGCCUGCGCUCCACACAAAUCCUUACGUCCCUCCCUCAACUUGUCUCAGAACUUGUACAGAACUCUCUGGACGCGGGUGCUCGCCAUGUCGAUGUUGGCGUGAACUGCGAGGAGUACGGUUGCUGGGUGCGCGAUGAUGGGUGCGGGAUGGGGAGGACGGAUUUAGAUGCGCUAGCGGCGGGUGGAGGAGGGGAGAGAUAUGUCUCGUCCAAGGUAUAUGCGCCCAACCAGGUCGGGGAGCAAGCUACCUUUGGCUUUCGGGGAGAGGCGCUCGCGUCGGCUGCCGACUUGUGCUGUCUUGAGAUCGCGUCGCGGACAGCUCGCUCCCGAGAGUCGUGGUCCAUAAUCCUCAAGGAUAGGAAGACUCUGUACAAUGGACCAGCCGUUCGAUGGCGUCGCGAGACGCCUGGCACCGUUGUAUGCGUACGGGACGCAUUCUACAACCUUCCUGUCCGAAGACGCUCGCACCCUUCACCCUCACGAACCCUCGAGCUCAUACGUCAGGAACUCAGCGCAUAUGCGCUUGUCUUCCCCCACGUCACUUUCAGCCUAGAGAACACGAGCACUUCGCAGCAGAGCACUUCUUCAUCCUCGAACAUUCUCAGAAUACCGGCUGUAUGCGUACCUUCUCAUGACUCUGGGCUUGUUUUGACCCUUGCUGCAGACAAACUCGAUGUUGACGACCUUCAGACAUAUACAUGGGCGUGCUCUGGUGCAGACGUCAACCGCCAUCCGCUUGCACCUAGCGACAUGCAUCGGUUGAUUGACCAGCGGUUUGCUUCGAGCUCAUUCGGCAUGCACGCGCUUGAUGAGGAUGGGCAGAAUGACCUGCCGAAGAGUGAGAAGAGGCCCGUGUAUGUGCUGAACAUCACCGUCCCGCCGCAUCAGAUAGACAACUGUCUGGAACCUGCGAAGGCCGAGGUCAAUUUCGAGGACAGGCGCAGCGUCAUCGACCUACUCGACAGAGCGGUUUCCUCCUUUCUGUCUCGCAAUGGAUUCCGCGCUGCUACGCCAUCACCGCGUAAACGAAGGAAGGUCGCUCCGGACGGGCCAGGCGUCGAUGUUACACCUCCCCGGCGAGCUGCUAGCAUGCCGAAGAGGGUGUCAGCGCCGGUUUACAUUGAUCGCGCGUCGUCAUUCCCUAUUGCCAGCGGCGCUCGCCUAGACAAUGGGCGACCCUCGACUGCGACACGUCGAGAGGAACAUGAGGAGAUAUGGACGGAUGAGACGACUGGCGAAGUAUACAUCAUCGACAAGCGGUCCGGGAACUCGUACCGUCUGAAAGACGAGCGGCAAAGAGACGCAGAGCCGGAAGAAGAUCCAAACGGUAUCACCCAUCGAGGCGCGCGCCGAACGCUGAAGUUGGGACACCAGUCGAGUGCGACGCCAGCGGAAACUCCUUUGUGGAUUCGGAAAGCACUCGAGGCAAACGUAUCAUACGCACCGACUCAGAAUCGAGUACGCGCCGUCGAGACGAGCUCGCUGACCCGAUGUUGCCCCGACGGACAGCAGGAGCCGCAAAGGGCGCUCAGCUUCCAGCAGCGCCGUAUGUUGCAGGAGCAGCAAGCGCGCGCGAGCCAGCCACAGGGGCGAACGGCGCAAGAAGAACGACGAGCAUACCAGUUUAGCACCGACGACCUCCGCCGAGCGCGCGUCAUUGCGCAGGUUGACUGCAAGUUUAUUGCGUGCAUGAUGCAGCCGGCCGCAGCAAGCACGAAAGACGACAGCUCAGAAAAACAACGCGCCCGGUCGGGUCUCGUCCUCAUCGACCAACACGCAGCGGACGAGCGGGUGCGCGUUGAACGGUACAUGCGCGAGCUAUGCACGGGCUUCACCGCUGCGCGCGCGGGACAGCAGGGCGUGCGAUGUAGGGCGCUCGAUCCGCCCAAGGCCAUACUCCUCACGCGCAAGGAGCGCCAGCAGCUGUACGUUGAGGAGAAUCGACGGGCGUUUGGAUGGUGGGGAUUUCGGUUUACGGAUGAGGGGGAAGACGUGCAUGGAGAUGCGCUUGAAGGCGAUAUGGACGACGCGGGGAAGGGUGGCAGCGCGUAUGCGCAGGUUGAGGUAGUUUUUGUGCCGGAGAUGAUUGCGGAGAAGCUUCUGCUCGAGAACGAGUUACGCGACUUGGUCAAGGGAUACUUGGCUAAGCUUGCGGACGAAGGUGCUCCUCCGCGGACCUCCAACGUCGCGGCAGAUGGUUCAUCCGGAUGGCUGAAGGCCCUACGGUGGUGCCCGAAGGAGCUUGUCGACAUCCUCAACUCGAAAGCGUGUCGAGGAGCCAUCAUGUUCAACGAUCCGCUAUCCAUGGCCCAAUGCGAGAAGCUCAUCAAGCAGUUGACCGAGACGGCGUUCCCAUUCCAGUGCGCUCAUGGGAGCAGGCCCUCACUUGUACCGCUCAUCGACCUGAAUGACAAAGCUGAGCAUCGAACGCGUUCUCGGCUGGAUUGGAAGAGCCUGCAAUAA
Schizophyllum commune H4-8 is the source of this 2505-nucleotide messenger RNA. RefSeq lists its product as uncharacterized. Gene Ontology annotation, biological process: mismatch repair. Gene Ontology annotation, cellular component: mismatch repair complex. The record is from RefSeq and is a predicted model, not a curated record. Gene Ontology annotation, molecular function: ATP binding; ATP hydrolysis activity; mismatched DNA binding. Lineage: Eukaryota; Fungi; Basidiomycota; Agaricomycetes; Agaricales; Schizophyllaceae. The transcript is spliced from 12 exons. Bases 1 to 2505 code for a protein of 834 amino acids.